This is a messenger RNA of Daldinia caldariorum, 3417 nucleotides long. RefSeq names its product DUF1620-domain-containing protein. Gene Ontology annotation, cellular component: EMC complex. Lineage: Eukaryota; Fungi; Ascomycota; Sordariomycetes; Xylariales; Hypoxylaceae. The record is from RefSeq and is a predicted model, not a curated record. The transcript is spliced from 2 exons. Gene Ontology annotation, molecular function: protein binding. Gene Ontology annotation, biological process: protein folding in endoplasmic reticulum. Bases 158 to 3067 code for a protein of 969 amino acids.
UUCGACCAUCCGACUUUAUCUCUCGACCCCCCCAUUGAUGCCACCUAACUAUGCAAAUGCCAGAUAAUUACUGAUUCCACGAUCACAACUCCGAUCCCGGUUCCCAACUAAGCCAUCUUUCGUCGCGUAGAUUUAGAUCUCUACGCAUCCGACCAAGAUGCAUUUACCGGUGCAGUCGUUAUCCAUUGCCCUACUUCUAGCUCUCCCUGCCGCCGUGCGCGCCGUCUUCAAGGACGAGGUCGAUCACAUCGACUUCCACCACGAGCUCCUGGGCGUUCCCCAGCGCGAGACUACCUUCUUCCACCGACCGAGGCCCCAGGAAAAGGCCAGUCUGCUGUAUACACUUAGCGAUUUAGGUGUUCUAGGCGCCGUGAACCCUGGUAAUGGCGCUAUCGUGUGGAGACAGUUGUUAAAUAAGAAUGUUACCGAUGGGGGUGGCCAUCUACGAGCUGGCGAGGACGAGACGUGGCUGACGAGUGCUCUGGGAAGCUCAGUUCAUUCGUGGGAUGCUAUUAGCGGCCGCAAUGUCUGGACGCUGGACUUCGACGGAGCUGUGAAGGAUCUGGAAAUUAUGGAAUUGACCGAGAAAGGCCACAAGGACGUAUUGGCGUUACAUCGGGAAGACGGCACGACGGUUGCGAGAAGAAUAGACGGCGUCGAGGGCAGGGUGGUAUGGGAAUUCAGGGAGGUCACUAAUGAUGUGCCGCUGCAAGUCAGCACCAACGUCGAGAAGGUGUUUGUCGUCACCCUACAUGGGUCGCUGUUAUCCUAUACCCUCAAGGUUAUCGCCUUGGAUACUCUCACCGGAAAGAAGCUAGACGAAAUCGUGCUCGGGACGAAGGGCGAGGUGCAGAAGCCCGAGGAUGUCCAGUUCGUCGGGGCCAACUCUGCGGCUCCCGUCGUCGCUUGGACGGAUAACACUUUAUCAAAGCUCAAGGUCAACGUCCUCGGCUCUAAGAGCAGACAGGAGUUCCCUCUUGUGGUCGAUGCCGUUGGUGUGGAAGUUCAUGCGCCCCAUACCCUCCGCUCUUCGCCGCAUUUCCUCGUACACACCCGGACUAAGAAAGGGAGCAGAGCAGAUGUGUUCCACAUCGAUCUCAAGAGCAACGCUAUUAGCAAAGCAUAUGACCUACCUUUGCUCGACGGUGGAAGCGCAUUCUCUACUAGCUCCUCAGCUGCCAAUGUCUACUUCACUCGAGUUACUACCGACGAGGUUAUUAUCACCUCUUCUAUCUCUCACGGCAUCUUAGGUCGCUGGCCCUUGGACACGAGAGUACCGAAACUUGAUGCUAUCCACGGUGUUUCCGAGGUCAUCAAGAAGUCCGAAGAUACCUUCGCCGUCCGGUCGGCUAUUGUUACGGAUGAAGAUGACUGGACUCAAAUUGUCAACGGCGACGUAUCUUGGACUCGACCUGAAGGUCUGAGCGGCGCAGUAGCUGCUACGUGGGCGGAAAUUCCCGAAUCGGAAGACCUGGCGAAAACGUUAGAGGCCGAGGCGCAUACCGACCCCUGGUCCGCCUUUGUGCACCGUGUGGCCCGUCACAUCGACGAACUGCAAUACCUACCCGCGUACCUGAAAACUGUUCCCGAGCGUCUUUCAGCUAGUCUUCUUGGCUUGGAAACCGUAGAGCCUAGCAAAACCUUGACACGAGAUAGUUUCGGUUUCAAUAAGCUUGUUGUUCUCGCGACAAAGCGCGGCAAACUGUACGGUAUUGACACCGGCAACCACGGGAGAAUCGUCUGGUCUAAAUCGGCAAACGAGACUCCCGGAAAGAAGCCCUGGAAUGUGAGGGCUAUCUACGCAGAUGAUGCGAACGGAUUCGUUACCGUCCGCGGAGCUGAUGGGGAAUUCAUCAUCGUCAAAUCUGAUACGGGCAAGACGGUUGAAUCGAUGCCGAUUGGUUUGUUCCCGCCUGUUGAAAGUGCUGUUGUAGUGGACAGCGACGCUGGACCCUGGUUACUACCUAUCGGUGAAGGUGGGAAGAUUGCUGAGUUGAACAGCACAUGGGCCCCUAAGCAAACUAUCGUCACUCGCACAAGUGACGGUGGAAUCCGGGGGGUGAAAUUUUUGACUAAGGGCGAACAAGCUGUCGCAAUCUCGACUUGGACCUUCAACCCCCCUGCAGGACAGAAGAUUGUUGAGGUAGCAAGCCGAUCUACGCACGACCCCAUUGCAUCUAUAGGCCGAGUAUUAGGAGACCGAACUGUCAAGUAUAAAUACUUGAACCCUAACACCCUUGUGGUAGCAACGGUUAACGAACAAACGGCUUCACUCUCAGUCUACCUCCUAGAUACUGUAUCCGGACAAGUAUUAACCUCGUCUACCUACGAAGGCAUAGACCCUACCAAAGACAUCAGUUGUGCUAUUGCAGAGAACUGGUUCGUAUGCUCGUUCUUCGGCCAAUACAAGCUGCGAGACUCGCAGUCCCAGCGGCUAAAGGGGUACCAAAUCGUCGUAUCGGACUUAUACGAAUCCGACUACGCCAACGACCGCGGCCCGCUCGCGGACCUUGUCAACUACUCCUCCCUAGACCCGGUCGACCUUCCCACCAGCCCGUACCUCCCAUCCGUCGUAUCUAAAACAUUUAUCGUCUCGGCUCCUAUAACGUCUCUCGCCGUAACCAAAACCCGACAGGGCAUAACGACCCGGCAGGUCCUAGCAUACCUCCCCGAAUCCCGCUCCAUCGUCGGUAUCCCGCGCAUGGCCCUCGAACCCCGCCGUCCCGUGGGCCGGGACCCGACCCCCGCUGAGCUCGAAGAGGGACUUACGAAGUAUUUCCCGGCCAUCGAGCUGGACCCACGCAUGAUGAUCACGCACCAGCGCGACGUGCUAGGCGUUAAGAAAAUCAUCACCGCGCCCGCGGUCCUCGAGAGCACCAGCUUGGUCCUCGCGUACGGCGUCGACGUGUUUGGCACCAGGGUCACGCCUAGUCUGGCGUUUGAUGUCCUGGGGAAGGGCUUCAAUAAGGUUUCCCUCGUGGGCACCGUGGCGGCGCUUGUGGCGGGCGUGGGGGCUUUGAGACCUAUGGUCCGGAAAAAGCAGAUCGAUGCUCGAUGGAAAGCGUAGGCAGUUGAAUGGGGAUUGGAAACGAAGUGAUGAGGGAGGGAGGUACCUAUUUACCUAAAAUAUUAAUUGGGAUAAAUGCGUGGAUGGAAGAAGAAGAAGUAUCAUGCCGUGGAAUGAUUACUUGGGGAAAAUGCGGCAUGCGGCAUGCAAUUGUACACUAGCAAGUAAGUAAUGUGAAGGGAAGAGAAACAGGAGCGAAAGAGAGAGACGGUAAGUCAGUGGUAUCACGAUAGGAUAUCAUUAUAAAUACCAGGUACAUAAAUGAUCAGUUAGAUGAUGCUGCACGCUGGGAAAUGUCGAAUAUAUGAUUAAAUAAAAGGUAACCUCAUCUUAUGUUAAUUUAUCAUCCA